Molecule: messenger RNA, 6083 nt
Organism: Ictalurus punctatus (channel catfish)
Lineage: Eukaryota; Metazoa; Chordata; Actinopteri; Siluriformes; Ictaluridae
Gene: dpy19l3
Product: dpy-19 like C-mannosyltransferase 3
Exons: 17
Coding region: 478-2697 (739 amino acids)
Cellular component (GO): nuclear inner membrane
Molecular function (GO): mannosyltransferase activity
Source: RefSeq, a predicted model, not a curated record
GGACUCUCUUGAAUUCGCAGUGUGUGAAGUCAUGUCCAUGACAGUUAUAGUACCUUGUGGACGUCAUUUCAGACCGGAGUUUUAGAUCAUUUAAAAAGCUUGGACAAAUGCUUUUUACAUUUUCCAAGUGAUGUUCCAAGUCUUCAGCUUUCUUUUUCCAUUUUUCCUGCAAACACCAAAAGGUCACCAGUUGUGCUGCUCAAAUACCUUCCUUCCUAUCUCAGCUUUGUGUCUUGUCUGGUCGUGGAACGGUCAGUUCUCUUGGCCGACUGUUGGUUUGUGUGCCUUCAAACAUCUCCCGAAUUUUUGCUGAUCUUAUAAAAUAUCUUGUAAAAUUUGGAUCUUUUCAUUUGGAGCACUGUUUGAGCCAGCUCCUCCUUCAAGACUGGGAAAGUGUAGGCUGGAUUCAUUCACUGAUCAUCAGUGAAAGGCAAGAAACAGAAAAAAAAAGCUUUCAGAAAGGCAGAGAAAGCAGCAAUGGAGGCAAGACGCCGAGGCAAGAGCAUGCAAGAGCGCGUUCUGGACAGCGUCUUUUUGGAUAACUCUGGAUCAAAAGAACACACAGGGGUCCUGAAAACGAGGCAGGGGCUGGACAGAAGUUCCUGGAACUCUUUAUGGAUGAGACUUAAUGACUUGAGCUGUUGGCAGACUGUUGGCAUGGUGGCUGGUUUAACAUUGGCAGGAGUGAUUGGACUGUUCCAUGCUUGGUUUGUUUACUCUAUCCAUGAAAACCUGCUCUGGUUUUCCCAACUGGAGGAAGUGGAGCGUGAAAUCUCCUUUCGGACAGAAUGUGGCCUCUACUACUCCUACUACAAACAGAUGCUCAGCGCCUCGUCUAUCCAGGAAGGUCUGUCUGAGCUCAUAAUUGACAACACGACAGAGUCUAUGAGGACUAUUAAUAUCCUACAACGUAUGAACAUCUAUCAGGAGGUGUUGCUGAGUAUACUCUACAGGAUUCUACCCAUUCAGUCCUACCUCGAGCCAGUGUACUUCUAUAUCUACACUGUGUUUGCUCUACAAGCAGUGUAUGUACUCGCUCUCUUCCUCACCAGUUGGAUGCUCAGUGAGUCAUGGCUGGCUGGGACUCUUGCUGGAGUCUGGUACAUCCUCAACAGAGUAGACACAACACGUGUGGAAUUCACCAUCUCUCUGAGAGAGAACUGGUCUCUGCCGUUUUUUGCGCUACAGGUGGCUGCCAUAACCUGCUACCUGCGUCCUCAUCUCCGGCUGCAGCACCAGAGGGUGGUGCUGUGGCUGGUGUUUGUCUGCACGCUUUGUUUCUGUCUCACAUGGCAGUUUAAUCAGUUCAUCCUGCUGGUUCAGGCCUUCCUCAUCUUCACUCUCGACUCGCUGGACUUUCUCACAGCCGAGCAGGCGACGUCUCUGUAUCUAGUACAAGUUUUGAGUCUGCUGUGUGUGUGGCUGCUGCAGUUCUGCAACUCCAUGGUGCUGGGCUCACUGGUGCUCAGCUUCAUCGUGGCUGUGCUCUUCAUCAAACAUUUCCAGACGGGACUGAAAACGGGAGGCUUUGUCAUGCGUGUAGGAAAGCUGGCUCUUCAUGCAGUCCUGGUGCUUGCAUUAACCCUCAUCAUCAAUUAUACAGCUAAGCGAGUCCUGCAGCUGAGAUCAGACGAGCACAUCUUCAAGUUCAUAAAGGCUAAGUUCGGCUUGGGGGCUACAAGAGAUUUUGAUGCCAGUCUGUAUCUGUGUGAGGAGGCGUUUGGCUUGUUGCCGUUGGACACAUUUGAUCGGUUAGCUGCUACUCUGCUGCUGUACCCUUACCUCUGUACACUCUUGGUACUCGCCAUUGUGCUGGCGCUUGCUGCUCUCACCAACCUAAGAGAGUUUGGAGCUGGACGAACAUCUGGAGUCCCAGAGGAGAUGGCAUUCAGCAUGCGUCCAGACGUUGCCUACAACCUCCUCCACACGGUCUUCUUUGGCCUGCUGGCUUUCUCCACCAUGAGGAUGAAGUAUCUGUGGACCGGUCAUAUGUGCGCCUUUACUGCCUUUGGCGUGUGCGGUAAGGAGAUGUGGACUUUGUGCCUGCGAGUGAUCCAUUGCAACACUGAAGGAAAGCUAAAGUUGAUCAGGUACUCCGUUCCGGUCGUGCUGCUGGCGUUCCUUUAUUACAAGUUCUGGCCCAAACUGACAGAAGAACUUUCAGAGCUGAGAGAAUUUUUUGACCCGGACACUGUGGAGCUGAUGACGUGGAUUAGCUCCAAGACCCCCAAGCGUGCUGUGUUUGCAGGCAGUAUGCAGCUUCUGGCUGGAAUAAAGCUGUGCACAGGCCGAGUGCUGACCAACCACCCCCACUAUGAAGACCAAGCACUGCGGGAAAGGACCAGGCAGGUGUAUCAGAUCUACGCACGUCAGUCUGCUGAAGAGGUGCACAGGCUCCUGCGUUCUAUAGGAGCAGACUACGUGGUGUUAGAGGACAGCAUCUGCUACGAGCGCCGUCACAGCCGUGGCUGCAGACUGAGGGACCUGCUCGACCUGGCCAAUGGACAUAUCAUGGACGGACCUGGAGAGAACGACCCUGACCUGGUUCCCGCCUCUCACCCACGGUUUUGCCAAGCAGUAAAGACCGGUGAUCCGCCCUAUUCCACCCUCUUCACCCGUGUCUUUCACAAUAAAACUUUUAAUGUCUACAAGUUAAAGAAAUCAAAGAAGAAAGGCAAAAAGGAUGGGGGUGUGUAGACGAAGGACAGUGCCUCCUCCAAAUCAGCCACCCGCCUCGUUGCUGCCUGUGAGGAAUGUUUAGUGAGUGAGUGAUCACAGUAGGAGUGUAUUGUGUGUGUGUGUGUGUGUGUGUGUGUGUGUGUGUGUGUGUGUGUGUAUGUGUGUGUACGGAUACCUGAUUAAUCCAGUGCAGGCAGAUGAUGUGUGGUGCGUAUGAGACUCUCUAAAGCAACAGGAGCUCAUGUUUAAAGAACAGCAAGCGAGACAGUGAGUGAACAUGAGAUGAAAAAACAUUUUUUUUCUUUCCCUCGCCAUCUGUUUUUCCUUCAUCCUCACUCUCUCGACGUGAUCUAAUGCAUUAAACAUGUUUACACAUAUGUUACUAAAACAUACUUAUUGAACAGAAGCAUGUUACACUAUGUCCUUCUGUUUUCUCUACAAUUUUCUUCUAUUCGUCAUGUUCUGAAUGAGAUGUGGGGGGGAUGUGGCAUGGGUUUCCACAAAAAAAAGAAAAGGGAAAAAAAAAAGAAACUCCAUGUGAUAGUCGGAGAAUCUGUCUGAACUAUCGAGAUAAUUGUUGUCAUUACACUGUAGCUGGAGUCAUAGCUCACUGUCGGAGCACGUUUCCAUGCACAUGUCCACAAGCGUACAUCUGCUGCUCUUCUAACAGUGACUAAUAAGAGGCAGACUUGAUCACGGGUUCAGCAGAAGUGCCAUAAAUUCUCACUGUAAUGCCUAACGGCUCUAGCACUGUGAAUAUCAUUGCUUUUUUGUUCCAUUUAAUUAGCUGGAGUAUAAUUUAGUGCUUGGCACAUCGCCAUGAGCGAUGGCAGAAGAACGAUGAAUUCGAUUUUUUUUGUUGUUGUUUUUUUUAAAUGUAAAGACUAUUGUGUAAGAUUUUAACUGGAUUAACAAAUGCUGGUAGAUUUAGUACGAAUAUACGACAUUCACUUGCAUAGAUGACACAUCUAAAGUGUGAAACAGCUACAAAAAAUCUUUAUAUACAGGGUGGUGUAAUAUAUUGCGUGUUAUUUGCAAGAAACGAAUCCAAACUAAUGGUGUUACUUGUUUGUUUUUGUUUUUUAUUAUUAUUGUUCCAUUAAGUUUACUAAGUCUUUUAUGAAUUUGCUAUUUGCAAACAUUUUCCCAAUCAGCCCAUUGCAGCACCCAAAAUCUAAGCACAAUUCAGCGCAAUUUAAUUUGAAUGUGUUCUUUGGCCUGUUUUCAGGCCUAGGGUGCUACUGAAAUAUAUUCAGUUAGGGAUUGCAUCAUCAUGCCCUAAAUUAAUUCUUUGAUGUUCUUCACAACAUCUGUAACAGAAAUCCUCAGUGGAAUACAUUCAUACAUAGACCCGCUUGGUCAUUUCAUAAAGAGAUCCUUAGUUCAUGCUGUGUGAAAUCAGCAGGUCGAAAUAAAGCUGUGUGUUAUGAUAGAGAUAAGGUACGAGAGCCCUGUGUUUUAUUACUGCACUCACGGCAUUGAUUACAAUGGAACAUUUCAAUUUAACGCUCUGAGGCCCUGAUUUAGUAAAGGUGUGCGUGUGUCAAAAUGUGCAAGCUGAUUUAAUAAGAGCCUCCGUGGAGGAUGGUGUUCUUCGAAUUAGCAAAAUAACAUGUUCAUUUUAUGUGUUUGCCCUAACAAAUAUGCAGUUUGUGGCAUUUUUUUUUACCUAGAAGUGCAAAAUACAGGGUGUCUUUACAAAUGGGUUUGUCUUACACUUGCAGUGUGAUUUUUCUAACCUAAAAGUCACAGUGGGGUUGACAGUUACAGAGACAAAUUAAUACAACCGAAUUUGUGAAAGGCAAAAUAUAUCCAUUUAAGAAACCUUGAUAUGGGGAGUGUUUAUCGAAAUUUUACUUUAGUAUCUCAGAAUUAUAACUUAACAGUACUAUGGUGAGUUUGAACUACAUAUCCGCCAUUUAUUCGUGAAAAGAUUUUUAUUCACAUUUACAGUUGAAGUCAUAAGUUUACAUAUGCCUUAUAUACUGUAAAUUGUUCAUUUGUUUGUUUUGUUUUUUUUAUUUAGUCCUGCCCUGAAUAAGCUAUUCCACAUAACAUAUGUGUGGAUAUAGGACAUAAGACACAAUAAUAACUGAAUUUACACAAAUGAACCAGUUCAAAAGGUUACAUACGCUUAAUUCUUAAUACUGUGUGUCGCUAACUGGAUGAUCAAUGAGAACAAUUUACACCGAUGAUCCUGUUAAAAAGUUUGCACCCCCCUGGUUCUUAAUGUAUCGUGUCGCCUUCUUGAGCAUCAGUGAAUGUUUGCACCUUUUGUAAUAGUUGUGUACGAGUCCGUUAGUUGUCAACAUCUCAACAUCAUAGAGCUGCUGUUGGAAAGAGGUCAAAUAUGCAGAAUAUGCUGGAAGAAGCAAAGCACGUGCAGGAGCUGGAGGGUUUUUCUGAAGAACAGUGGGCAGUUUAACUGCUCAGGACAAACAAGAGACUCACGAAAAACUAUCACAAAAACAGUCGUUGAUCAUCCAGGGAACGACACACAGUAUUAAGAAUUAAGCGUAUGUAAACUUUUGAACUGGUUCAUUUGUGUAAAUUCAGUCAUUAUUGUGUUUUGUGGAAUAUAUAUAUAUAUAUAUAUAUAUAUAUAUAUAUAUAUAUAACAUCUAUUAUGCAGAAUAGCUUUUGCAGGGCAGCACUACAUUUGUUUGUUUUAUUUUGCUUUCACGUUGUAUUUUGAACAGUUUUUCCUGUAUUUAAUGUGAUGUGUAAUUAUCCACAAGGGUGAACAAAUCACUAGGGAUAAUCAGAUUUUGUGUACAGGCUAUUAGUUUUUUACAUGUAGCACUGUGUGACUCUAUAACAUACAGUUGUGUAUUUGUGGUAAUAAAGAUGCUAUCCAGUCUCAAAUAAUAUCUUUACAGUAUGCGUGAUAUGAGAACAGAACAGCACAGCUCUCAGGCAUUAUGAGCCUUCAUGACGUUACUUUUUUAUAUAAAUACUAUGUGCUACUUGAUUGUAUAAUUAUGCAUUUCCAUUCAUCUGCUUCAUCUGAUCUAGCCAACUUGCUCACCAUUUCUUUAUUAUGUUGAUCACUUUUGUAGCCUAUUUGAUUAGGCUAAAAAAUUUCUGGCCAAUCAAAACAUAAGAAUGGGCAUUCCACUUUCCCAGUAGGUUAGCUAUUGGAGAUUUUAGCACUUAUUUGGUCUUAUUUGGUCUGGUAGUAAAUCAGGGUCUCAGUCAUAUAUCUGAGAUCAUUAUUUCACUUGUCAGGAUGGCAAAGGGACAUUAUAUUUGUUUUGGAUCCUCGGGCAUUGUUCAAUGAAGGUGCUAAAUUGCACUAGCUUGAUCCUAUAAUGUUUUGAGUGUACGAGUAGUUAUAAAGAUCCUCAUAUAAAAGCUUAAAUGUUUACCUUUUGUGUUUUCUAAUAAAAGGAUUUGUUCGUUGA